CGGGGUGAGGAGGUUCAAAGCUUUCACUUAUUUCGUCGCGCACUUUCCUGUUGUGGCGUGUGCGUGUGCGCAUGUGUGUGUCUCUCUCUCUCUCCUUCUCUCUCUGUGCGUGUUACUUCCCCGGGUUGCAUGGAGGACCUGUUAUCAGUGUGAAUGUUGUGUGUCUCCGGAGAAGCAGCGUCCAAAGACUGAGGGAACCCAUGCGGUUCUUGCCAUGACUCGACCCGCCAAGCUGAGCUUUCACACGGCGUGGAUCUUUCUUUGGCUGGCGCAGCUGACCACAGGUUUAAAAUGUGUGUGCCAGCUGUGCGACGACCACGUUUGCGAGACGUCCGCAGACGGCGCCUGCUGGAACUCUGUCAUGUUGAUUGACGGCCGAGAGGAGACGAUGCAGUUGUGCCUGUCGCCCCUGGAGAUGAGAGGCCAGGUGUUCUGCUACAGCUCCCCCAACGUCUCCAAGAGGAACUGCUGCUUCACCGACUUCUGCAACAACGAGACCCUCCACUUACAGCCCGAGCGGCCUUUGGAAGAUCCAGACAGCAGCAGCAGCAGGUUGCAUCUGGCCGUGAUGAUAGUGGUGCCCGCCUGCCUGCUGUGUGCGGUCAUCACCCUGGGGGUCUUUCUGCUGCAGAGUCGGCGCUGCUUCUACAGCAGGGCCCAUAAACACGACCCGGAGGAGGACCUGGACGACCACAUGCUCAUGUCACCUGACAAAUGCCUCAAAGAUCUCAUCUAUGACAUGAGCACCUCUGGCUCUGGAUCAGGACUCCCUCUGCUGGUGCAAAGAACCAUAGCCCGGACCAUCGUCCUCCAGGAAAGCAUUGGGAAGGGCCGCUUCGGAGAGGUGUGGCGGGGAAAGUGGCGAGGAGAGGACGUUGCGGUGAAAAUCUUCUCCUCCAGGGAUGAGAGGUCGUGGUUCCGUGAAGCGGAGAUUUAUCAGACCAUUAUGCUCCGACAUGACAACAUCCUGGGCUUUAUUGCGGCUGACAACAAAGGUAUGGCAACCAAUCGCUUUAACGUAGGCGUCAUCAUGAUGACAUGCUACAAUAUUUCAGAUAAUGGCUCCUGGACUCAGCUUUGGUUGGUGUCGGAGUACCACGAGCAUGGAUCGUUGUUCGAUUACCUGAACAGACACACCGUGUCAGUGGAAAGCAUGAUGGUUCUCGCUUUGUCCAUAGCCAGCGGUCUGGCUCACCUCCACAUGGAAAUCAUUGGUACCCAAGGGAAACCAGCCAUCGCUCACAGGGACCUCAAGUCUAAAAAUAUCCUGGUGAAGAAAAACGGCACCGCGGUCAUUGCAGAUUUGGGUUUGGCGGUGAAACACGACUCCAGCAGUAACAGCAUCGACAUACCAUCCAAUCACAGAGUGGGAACCAAGAGGUACAUGGCCCCUGAAAUCCUGGAUGAGACGAUCAACAUGAAUAACUUUGAGUCAUUCAAGCGAGCGGAUAUCUACUCGUUGGGUCUGGUUUUGUGGGAACUGGCCCGAAGAUGCUCCGAUAGAGGACUUCAGGAGGAUUUCCAGCUGCCUUAUUAUGACCAGGUGCCUUCAGAUCCAUCUAUCGAGGACAUGAAGAAGGUGGUGUGUGAGCAGAAACUCAGACCAAACAUUCCGAACCAGUGGCAGAACUGUGAGGCCCUGCGCGUGAUGGGCAAAGUGAUGAGGGAGUGCUGGUACGCCAACCCCGCAGCACGACUGACUGCUCUACGGGUCAAAAAGACCGUGUCUCAACUGACCAACAUCAGCGGCGUCAAGGAUUAGCACCGUGGGGCUGUCGGACUGGGAAUCACACAAAGGAAAGUAUCGGGAGAUCUGAUUGAGGUUCUUCGUGCCAAAGACUUGUUGGGAGGUGCCUGUGGCAGCUUAGCACACCGAUGUUGAAAGCAAACAUUUGUGAGAAGGAGCCAUGUCGUGAAUGUAAAAAAGUGUGUCAUAUAGAAACAGAUCUACUUUUGCUACCUCAGAUAUUUAAGUGCCCAGCGCUAGCUAAACCUUUUUGUGCCAUUUGUCGUAGCAGACCGUGUUGCUGCGUAUGUAGAGUGCUAUUUGCAAAGGUUACUUUAUAAGACAGCCAUGCUUACUUCGAAAUUGCACUUUUAUAGGACAGCCCUAAUAAUGUGUAUUAAGCUUUGUAUUUCAUACUUCAAAACAGAAGGCAGCAUUGAUCCUGCACCACUAUUUUAACAUAAUAAGAGCAUAUUCUUAUCAUUAUCAUCAUCUUAAUUUACACUGGAACCUCUAUAGGCAAACACAGUUGGGUCAACUUAUGAUUUGGAUAUAUUUUUAAAAAAGGGAAAUAAUACACAGCCAAAUUACGUCUUAAUCCAAAUUUCUAAAUUCCUUUCUUUUAAACUUCAACAUGGAAAGUGUACCUGGCAACAUGACUUGCAGCGCUAUUGUGGCACGCUUCCGUCGCCAAAAUAGUCACAUGCAAUCUCUAGCGUGUACAAAGCCAUCCAAACAUCACAACACAUGACACACACUUACUGCACCAUGUGGGCGUACAAACCUGUCUACACACAAUAUCCAUGCAACAAAAAAAAAUACUCCGAAAAUCCUGCCGCAAGGUAUGCUGGGUAGCUGACCGUGUUUGGUCACAUUUUUGCUUGAUUGCAAAAUAUGUUGAGGUUGCUAUAGAAGUAAACAAGGAGUUAACAUACUCUUGAUAUCCAAUGUUUUAUUGGUCAUAGUUCAUAGCUGGGCUACCCAGCAUACCUUGCGGGAAUUUGGAAAUAACAUUUAUCCUAUAUUAUUUUAUUAUCCUCAUGUCGGUCGCAGGAGUGCUGGAGCCUAUCCCAGCUGUCUUCGGGCAAGAGCUGGGGUACACCCUGGACUGGUCGCCAGCCAAUCACAGGGCACAUAUAGACAAACAACCAUUCACACUCACAUUCAUACCUUCAUACCACACUAACUGCACCAUGUGGGCAUACAAACCUAUCUACGCACAAUACCCAUGCAAAAAUAAAAACAUCAUAUAAUCCUGCCGCAAGGUAUGCUGGGUAGCUGACCGUGUUUGGUCACAUUUUUGCUUGAUUGCAAAAUAUGUUGAGGAGGUUGCUAGAGAAGUAAACAAGGAGGAGUUAACAUACUCUUGAUAUCCAAUGUUUUAUUGGUCAUAGUUCAGUGUUGUUGCAGCUGGGCUACCCAGCAUACCUUGCGGGCAUUUGGAAAUAAUUUAUCCUAUAUUCUUUUAUUAUCCUCGUCACGGUCGCGGGGGUGCUGGAGCCUAUCCCAGCUGUCUUCGGGCGAGAGCUGGGGUACACCCUGGACUGGUCGCCAGCCAAUCACAGGGCACACAUAAUGACACAAAACAUUGAGACAUUACCUUACAUUAUAUUACCUUAAACGCUGCAUGAAGUCAAGAAGGCGGCCUUUAUUCUCCCAUUUUGUGUGGAAGUGGUACGUCUUUGGCUUCUGAAGUUGAGAAGAAACAAAUUAGAGGUUAACUGGUUAGCCUGCUAGCUUGCUAGAGUUGCACAGUUUGGUGUCAACAAAGAGUGUGUGGGAGUUAUUGGGUGUCUGCAGGGCUCUAAUGCUAAGAAAGUCAAACAGGUUUAUUGUGCUGUAACUACAAAAAUAUUCCAUUAAUUAACAUUGAAUUCUAUGUCGAUAUUAGAGGUUCCAUUGUAGAUUCCAUUAUACACAUUUGGUCAAAAUCAAAGCAAGAGAGAGAAAAAUAAGAGAUUUAAGGUGGUCAAGCUGGCUCUUUACUGCCUUGUUAGGAUUCUAUUGUUAUUAAGUUGUUAAAUACCAUAUAUUGUCCAUUGAUUGUGUUUGGUAGUGAUAUGCUACGAGAGAAAUAAUGUUUUUUUUUAAGUAUUUUGCACAGUUAAUGCAUUCCGUUGCUGAAAAAAAGAGCUGUUUUCCGACAGCCGAAUGCUAAAGCUCAUCCUCGAAUGUGAAAUGUAUGUUGCAUAUAUUUAUUCACUUUUUUUUUUUUUUACUGCUAUAAAACCAAAGUUGCCUGUC
Molecule: messenger RNA, 3970 nt
Organism: Doryrhamphus excisus (bluestripe pipefish)
Lineage: Eukaryota; Metazoa; Chordata; Actinopteri; Syngnathiformes; Syngnathidae
Gene: acvr1c
Product: activin A receptor type 1C
Biological process (GO): cell surface receptor protein serine/threonine kinase signaling pathway; cellular response to growth factor stimulus; protein phosphorylation
Cellular component (GO): plasma membrane; signaling receptor complex
Molecular function (GO): transmembrane receptor protein serine/threonine kinase activity; ATP binding
Source: RefSeq, a predicted model, not a curated record